CGAGGGAGGUGGCUGUUGAGAAAGCUGCUGAGGGCAGGAACAGAGUAAUACCAAGCAGGGUGUUUGAAAAGCGCGGGAAGAGCUGCGGGAACUGGAGCCAACCAAUUGCCAGAAUGAGUGAGCUACCCACUAAAAGACGCAGGAUUUAUACUUCUGAUACAAAGUGGGAAGCGAAUCCUUGUUUCACAGCAGCACAACUAUCCCCUGCAGUGCAAUCCAGGAAUGCUACAAUUGCAUCUUUUAAAAUUGCAAAUUUGUUUGCUAAGAGAAGAAAAUCUCUUGAAGAUGCGGAGGUGGUGCAGAAGAUGCUAUUGGUUGUUGGGAAGGCCCUUUUUGAAGGGUUGUCUAAUGAAAAUGAUACAAUUACAGCAAUAAAAAUGUUGAAUCUGUCUGGAGAAACACUUUCCAGAAGAAUUGAAUCAAUUUCAAGUGACUUGGAGCAUCAACUGCAGACUGAUUUGCACAAAUGUCUUUGGUUUUCACUUCAGCUUGAUGAAUUGACAUACAUGACAGACACUUCCCAGUUAAUAGUCAUUGUAAGGAUGGUAUUUGGUGACCUUUCUGAAAAAGAAGAGCUUCUCAAAAUACUACCGCUAAAAGGAACAGGAGGUGAAGAUUUAUUUCAGACUUUCAGAAAAUAUGCCAAGGAAAUAAACUUGCCUCUUUACAAAUUGUCAUCCAUCACCACUAAUGGGACACUAGCAAUGGUGGACUGUAUCAAUAUGCUCAUUUCCCACUACAGGAAAGAUGCAUCUCUCCCAAAGUUUGUUUCAUACCACUGCAUUAUUCACCAGGAAGCAUUGUGUGCUGAAGUACUCCAGUUUAAACAUAUCAUGGAUAUUACUACAGAAAUAAUAAAUGCCAUUCAGACUGUGUGCCAUUCAGACAAACUUUUUAAGGCACUUGUUGAGGAUUUGGAUGCUGAAUAUAAUGAUCACCUCUUGUACACUGAAGGUGGGUGGCUGAGUGGAAAGGUUCUGGUCAAAUUUUUAAACCUGAUUGAAGAUAUAAAGGAGUUCUUAAAGUCUGAAGAUCAGUACGUUGAACAACUUGAUAACAGGCUUUGGUUGAUUGACUUGGCUUUCGUUUCUGAUUUGAUGCAAAAACUAAACAGUUUGAACACUGAGUUUUGUAGAGAAAAAAGCCAUAUUUCUGGCAUGAUCUCUUCAGUCAAUUUCUUCAAAGGUAAACUUAAGUUGUGGAAGUCACACUUGCAUAGGAAAUCAUUACUCCAUUUCCCUUCAAUGAAGCAAGUUGUUGGUGAAGGUGAUUUCAACAGCAAACCAUUUGUUGACCAACUUGAAACACUUGAGGAUCACUUCCAGGCUCGAUUUCAACAACUGGUUGUUAUUGAACCACUUGUCGCAUUUUUAGAAACCCCAUUCCAGUCUAUUGAUGUCCCAGAUACAGCAGCAGUCAUUGGGGAACUGUGUCAGGCUGGUUUAGAAGAAAUAGAGCGAGAGCUUGUGGACCUUCAAAGUGAUGUGGUUUUAAAAUCUAAUUCAAGGUAUGACAAUUUUUGGAAUCUGGUUGAUCCUCUAAAGUUUCCCUUUUUGAGGAAGGCUGCUGCAAAGAUAAAAUCUUACUUUGGAUCAACUUACCUAAGGAAUUCACUCUUCCUGGCAAAGAAAUGUAUUGAAUCAGAAAACAGAGCACAGUUGACUAAAGAGCAGCUGCAUGACUGUUUGAGAGCUGCAUUGUCUUCAUACAUCCCCAAUUAUAACAAGCUUGCAGAUGACAUGGAGUGCCAAGCAUCACACUAGUCUAGUUUAGAGUAGUGUGUUUCAGCACUGACCAGGAAUAUGUAUCUACAGCAUCAGCUGCAACAUGCUAGCAGAAGCCUGUAUUAAGGAGGAGGGAAAGUAACAUGUAAAUAUUACCUAUUGGAUUGUGAUGAUUGCACCUUGAAAGUAAAUAGGGUGAACUGUUGUGAACAUGCCUUGCUCCAUUGCAACCACUCACCACCAGACCACGGACAGACUCUUGUUGAUGGUAUAUAGUUUCCAGUCUAUUGUUCCAGUAAGCUUUGCACACAGGGGUUUUAAAGUUAAUUAACACCUGCCACUGAAAUAUCAGUAGUUUAACAUGAUGUGGCUUAUUCUGCUUAACUUCUGUAUCAGAGGUAAUUUCAUGUAUAAGUAUAAAGAAACAUCUGUACACAGCAUCUGUGUAUGUUAACUUUAAAAAUAAAUCGAUUUCAAAACACCA
Messenger RNA from Lacerta agilis (Sand lizard), 2208 nucleotides. Its product is annotated as general transcription factor II-I repeat domain-containing protein 2-like. Bases 114 to 1763 code for a protein of 549 amino acids. The transcript has 3 exons. Lineage: Eukaryota; Metazoa; Chordata; Lepidosauria; Squamata; Lacertidae. The record is from RefSeq and is a predicted model, not a curated record.